AUGGCUUGGAUAGUGUUGGGUCAUACGCUAUCUUCUGAGAAUAUAUUCUCUAAUGAAAUAGAAGCAUUCGAGUGGUUGCUAUCUUGGAAGAGUUUGUGGUUGACCGCGUCGCCUAUAAGUGUGGACACUUUUUUCACCUUAAGUGGGUUCCUCGUAGUUUAUACCACAUUGGGAAAAUUUACUGGAAUAAAGCUGCUCAAGAACAUUCACUUGUUUUGGCUGAACAGACUUCUGCGCUUGUUCCCGUUGCUAGCCACAGUGGCGCUAGUAGGAGCAUCAUUUUUGAACCGCUUCGGAGAUGGCCCAGACUGGGGCAUUGUGGCUUAUCUUGUGGAAAAAUGUAGAACCAGUUGGUGGACCACAUUGACGCAUACACAGAACUACAUGACUCCUUUGCUUACGUGGCUGGUUGUAUGUUACUGGGUGUUAGCCUUCUCAUUAUCUACGUUCAUACUAUACGCUGAUUACGCGACAAGAGUCGACCCUGAUCAAACUGUGGCCAACCUCUACAACUCUUUUAUCAGACCUUUAUGGGCACUUUUCAUUGGCAGUAUGAUAUAUAUGUGCGUCUAUGGCUAUGGAGGUCCCAUUAACUGGUUCUUAUCCUUAAGUGUUUGGAAGAUGCACUCUCGUCUGUCAUACGGGAUAUAUCUUAUCCACUCAGGAUUGAUUUUUGCUAUUAACAACAAUGCAGUAACAACAAUUCGAUUCUCUCCUAGUACGAUAUUGUUCAAGUUUCUGGGGUACUACACGCUGUCUUUCAUCGUUGCCUUUUUCGCAGUAUUAAUAAUAGAUGCGCCUUUUAGCACUUUAUUCAAACUACUAUUAGGAGGAGGCGCCAAAAAGCCUCAAAAACAAGAAACGGAUGUUGAAUCUACGACGAAAGAAGCUGUAGAAUAA
Molecule: messenger RNA, 900 nt
Organism: Trichoplusia ni (cabbage looper)
Lineage: Eukaryota; Metazoa; Arthropoda; Insecta; Lepidoptera; Noctuidae
Product: O-acyltransferase like protein-like
Exons: 7
Coding region: 1-900 (299 amino acids)
Source: RefSeq, a predicted model, not a curated record